CCCAGAGUAUGCAGGUCGGGUGGCGUAUCCUGACCAAGGGCGUAGAAAAUACAGAGGUCCCUUCACCCUGACAAUCACAGAUCUGAGAGAGGAGGACUCAGCUGAGUAUCGCUUCACUUUUAAAACAGACAAGUUUGAAUGGGGUCAUAGUCUCCCUGGAACAACUCUGACUGUCACAGAUCUACAGGUGAAGAUGAGUCCUGCUACAGUGACUGAGGGACAGAGUGUAACACUGACCUGUAUCACAUCCUGUCCUCUGACUGACAACCCCACCUACAUCUGGUACAAGAAGACUGUAACCUCACCAAAAGCAUCAGGACAGAGUUACAGCAUCACUAACAUCACAUCUGAGGACAGUGGAGAAUAUUACUGUGAGGUCAGGAAUGGAAGAGGAUCUAUGAACUCUGCAGCUCUGAUGGUCACUGUUGCAGGGAAACAGACAUCAGUUCUGACUGCAUCUGUAGAAAUCACAGUGGUUGUUCUGGUUCUCAUCCUCUGUCUCUCUGGAUUCAUCUGGUUCAGAAGGAAGAAUGACUCCAAAUCCCCCUCCUCUGACAAAAGAAACACCAUAAACACAGAAGACAAUGGACAGAAUUUCCAUCCUGAUCCAAACAGAGAAACAUACACAGCUCUGAAUAUGAGGACCAGAUCCCCUGACUACGACACUCUGGAAAGUGUCCAUCCUGGUACUAACAGUGACAUGUACUCAUCCCUGAACAUGACGACCAGGUCACCUGACUAUGACACCCUGAAAAGUGUGAGACCCCUCAGUGACACAAACACCCAGAUAAACACUGAGCCUUCUGAUUAUGAGAACUGAAGAGAACCACCACAGAACCUGGACUGAAGAGAUCCACCACAGAACCUGGUCUGUAGAGAUCCACCACAGUACUUGGUCUGUAGAGAUCCAUCACAGAACCUGGUCUGUAGAGAACCACCACAUAACCUGGUCUGUAGAGAACCACCACCGAACCUGGACUGAAGAGAACCACCACAUAACUGGCAUCAUAUUCAAAGCUAGUAUUAACAUGUCUAUUCUAUUAAUAUAAUUUUCUUACCCCAUAUUGAAGAUGUCCAGAUGAUAAGCUUGUCUUUGUUGUUGUUUUUAUUUACAGUUUUGGACCAUGUGGUUGAAUUAACUACUUAAUAUUAUUCAUAGAUCAGUUAAUCAGUCACUUACCCAUGAUGCAUCACAGUUUUGAUAGUCUCAAACAACGGGUGUGAGUAAGGAAGACGUCCCUGUACCAUCUCGGUUCCUGACAUAGAGUUGAAUCCUUGCUCUGUACCAAAAUGGCUUUUGAGACAGCAUAAAUUACUAUCUCCAUUUUAAAGCAGUGGUCAGAUUGAAGGGGUAUGUGGGUAAUAUCUUUCUUCUUCCUCUACUUUACUGUAGCAGCAAACAAAUGAAAGAGGAGAAUACUGUAACAUAGGUUUGGUUUCAAGUGUGUCCUCAAUUAAAUUCUAUGGUCUCUGAUAAGUUUGAAACUGUCCCCAUAUUUCAUUACACUCUCAUUA
Messenger RNA from Esox lucius (northern pike), 1515 nucleotides. RefSeq names its product junctional adhesion molecule A-like. NCBI's taxonomy places the organism in Eukaryota, Metazoa, Chordata, Actinopteri, Esociformes, Esocidae. The transcript is spliced from 7 exons. Bases 194 to 820 code for a protein of 208 amino acids. The record is from RefSeq and is a predicted model, not a curated record.